Camelina sativa (false flax) is the source of this 2873-nucleotide messenger RNA. The record is from RefSeq and is a predicted model, not a curated record. NCBI's taxonomy places the organism in Eukaryota, Viridiplantae, Streptophyta, Magnoliopsida, Brassicales, Brassicaceae.
GCCUGUAACUAUGUUUUCUGGAUAGGGUGCUUCGAUACCACGCUGCGCGAAUGGGACAAAUCUUCUGAUAUCCUUACCAGGGCCAAUUAGUUCUGAGGAUAUGGCUGUUACUGGAGCUGGUGCACGUCUUCAUGAAAAAGAUACGUCAAGUCUUUCACUGCUGUAUGAUUUUGAAGAACUAGAAGGACAGUUGGAUUUCUUAACCCGUGUAGUUGCGGUUACAUUUUAUCCGGCUGGUUCUGUUAGAAUUCCUAUGACCCUUGGUCAGAUAGAAGUCCUUGGAAUUUCUCUUCCAUGGAUAGGAAUGUUUACUUGCGAACGUACUGGAGGAAGAUUAGCUGAACUUGCAAGGAAACCAGAUGAGGAUGAGAUUCCUUUUUCACCUUCUUCUGACUUGAAUCCGUUUGCAGCAAAAUCUUCACAAACUGAAACUGUCUCCACACCCGUACAUCAGAAAGAUCCUUUUCCCGGUAAUCUGCUUGACCUUUUAACAGGAGAGGACUCGUCUUCUGACCCCUUCCCACAACCAGUGGUGGACUCUGUUGCAAGUGGAGACAAUGACAUGCUUGAUUUCUUAGACCAAGCAGUGGUUGAAUAUCGCGGCUCUGAAACUGUUCCUGGUGGAUCUGUCCCACAAGAUAAAAGGCCCAAAGAAAGUGGUGUUCAUCUGUACAUAAAUUGUCUAAAGUCUCUUGCAGGUCCAAACAUGGGGAAGAAGCUUGAGUUUGUAGAAGCUAUGAAGCUGGAAAUUGAACGUCUACGUCUCAAUAUAUCAGCAGCAGAAAGAGAUAGGGCACUGUUAUCUAUUGGAAUUGAUCCGGCUACCAUUAAUCCAAACUCUUCAUACGACGAGUUAUAUAUUGGAAGAUUAUGCAGAAUAGCAAAUGCACUUGCAGUUAUGGGCCAGGCUUCUCUUGAAGAUAAAAUCAUAGCUUCUAUUGGUCUAGGGAAGCUAGAAAAUAAUGUGAUAGAUUUCUGGAACAUAUCCGGAAUUGGUGAGGGUUGUGAUGGUGGAAUGUGUCAAGUCCGAGCCGAGGUCAGUAAAAGUCCAGUUGGGUUUUCUACCAAGAGUUCAGGAGGAGAGUCAGGCUCAGUGUUCUUAUGUUUCCAAUGUAUGAAAAAAGCUUGCAAGUUUUGUUGUGCUGGAAAAGGAGCUCUUCUGCUUUCAAAAUCAUACUCCAGGGACAAUGCGAAUGGAGGUGGAAGUCUUACAGAUAUGUUCGCUACUUCGAUAGGUUCAGAUCAUUACAUUUGUAAAAAAUGCUGCAGUUCGAUAGUGCUUGAAGCCUUGAUUGUAGAUUAUGUAAGAGUCAUGGUCAGCUUGCGAAGAAGUUGUCGUGUCGAUACUGCUGGUCGGGAAGCUCUGAACGAGGUCUUUGGAUCUAACAUUAAAAAUCAUCUUGCUGUUAAAGGUCACCCUUCUCCUAAUCGAGAAGACUUUAAUUUUCUUCGUCAAAUUCUGGGUCAAGAGGAGUCACUUGCUGAGUUCCCAUAUGCAAGCUUCUUACACAAAGUCGAAACUGGAACUGACUCGGCACCAUUUUUCUCAUUGCUGACCCCUGUGAAUCUUGCUUCAAGUAAUGCCUACUGGAAAGCUCCUCCUUCUGCAAACUCUGUUGAAGCUGUCAUCGUUCUCAAUAGCCUUUCAGAUGUCAGCAGUGUGAUUCUACUCGUUAGUCCAUGUGGUUACUCUGAUGCUGAUGCUCCUACCGUCCAAAUUUGGGCGAGCAGCGACAUAAAUAAGGAAGCACGGACUUUGAUGGGAAAGUGGGAUGUACAGUCCUUAAUUAGAUCUUCGCCUGAGUUGUAUGGUCCUGAAAAUUCUGGUAGAGCUCCUAGGCAUAUAAAAUUUGCUUUCAAGAAUCCUGUUCGUUGCCGCAUAAUAUGGGUAUUACUGCGUCUUCCUCGGCUUGGAUCUAGCUCAGUUAGUUUGGACAAAAACAUUAAUCUCUUGUCUUUGGAUGAGAACCCUUUUGCUCCGAUCCCUCGCCGUGCCUCUUUUGGAGCAACCAUUGAGAAUGACCCAUGUCUUCAUGCAAAACGCAUCUUGGUCACUGGAAACAUCGUGACUAACAAAACGCUUGCAUCAUUACAAAGUGUUGAGAGCAUGAGCGUAAGAAACUGGCUGGACAGAGCCCCACGUUUGAAUAGAUUCCUGAUACCACUAGAGGCUGAGAGACCAAUGGAGAAUGAUCUAGUCUUGGAACUUUAUCUGCAACCUGGUUCACCUUUAGCAGCUGGAUUCCGUUUAGAUGCUUUUAACGCCAUAAAGCCUCGGGUGACCCACUCGCCUUCUUCAGAUGUAGUUGACAUUUGGGACCCGGCAAAUAUCAUAGUGGAAGACAGACAAGUCUCUCCAGCCGUCUUGUAUAUACAAGUAUCUGUUCUUCAGGAACAAUACAAAAUGGUGACAAUCGCGGAAUAUAGAUUGCCUGAGGCAAGAGUUGGAACACAGAUGUAUUUCGAUUUCCCUAAACAGACUCAAGCACGCAGAGUUUCGUUUAAGUUGCUUGGAGAUGUAGCAGCUUUUUCAGAUGAUCCCGCAGAGGCUGGUGACUUGAGCGGCCGGGCAUCUCCAUUUGCUGCAGGACUGUCGUUAGCAAAUAGGAUCAAGCUAUAUUACUAUGCGGAUCCUUAUGAAGUAGGCAAAUGGGCUAGCCUUUCAGCUGUCUGAUUUUAGCCUUUCACUGGCCGUAGCUUGAGGGAAAAAAAAAGGUAAAAGAAGAGAAAAAUUCAAUAUACCUAAUAACCUUAUUUGUCAAUUUUGGAAUUCUAGUUAACUUUAUUUAUUUAUGUAACAUUAUUAUAUUCCCUUGGAGAAAAAUAAUUUCUUUUGUUGACCAAAAUGAACGUGAAAAACCAUUUUAUGCUCU